Messenger RNA from Hordeum vulgare subsp. vulgare (domesticated barley), 2916 nucleotides. RefSeq lists its product as uncharacterized. Gene Ontology annotation, biological process: SCF-dependent proteasomal ubiquitin-dependent protein catabolic process. Lineage: Eukaryota; Viridiplantae; Streptophyta; Magnoliopsida; Poales; Poaceae. Bases 240 to 2567 code for a protein of 775 amino acids. The record is from RefSeq and is a predicted model, not a curated record. The transcript is spliced from 6 exons. Gene Ontology annotation, cellular component: SCF ubiquitin ligase complex.
GCCUGGCCGGCGCCGCCAGCCCGGACACCCCCGCGCCUGCCUCUUCCGACCGUGACGGCGCUUCUUCUGGCCCCGACAGGAAGAGGAACGGGCGGCCUCGCGUCUCCGCCCGUGCCGCCGCCCUUGCCGCGGAUGCUUCCGCGGACGGUGGUGGUGAGUUGGGGAGCGAUGACGGCGGCCGCGGCGAGGCUAGGGCUUGGGGCGGCACCGGCGGCGGCUCCAGUGUUCGGGGGACGCGCAUGAGCUUGCGGCCAGGGUCUCGGCUCGGGAAGCGGCCUGUGGAGCCAGAUGUUCACGCGGGGAUGGGGCUCGGACCGGAUGGAGGCGGGUCCGGUCCUGGACGCAAGGUGCACGACGAAAUGCUGCACCAGCGCGCGGAGGCGACGGCGAAGCGCCGCAAGGGCGUAUCUGCUUGGCUGGCCGACUACGUGGCUGAUUCAGAGAGUGACAGUGAUGAUGAUUUUGUUCUGCCGAGCGCGGGCACGCCUGCUGGAGCGGCCGAUUACGUGCCUGAUUCGGAGAGCGACAUGGAGGAUUUUGUGCCGCCGGGGGGUCAUGGCAUGAAGGUACCUGCAAACUUGUUCAGUCCUUUUAAUCUGACUGAACCGAAUGGGGUGGCUAUCGGUUCGCGUAUGACCGGCGAGGGGAGCGAUGGUUCUUUGAGGGCUCAUAAAGUGAAAAUUGGUCAAGUUAAUGACAGGGAUGAACAGCCCUUCAGUAAGGAGUCUAUGCUCAUGCAUGAUUCGGCAGAGGAGGCAGCUGGUGGCAUUGUUAAGCCAUUAGCAUCUGAUGCAGACACAGUCUUUGUGGAUAUGGAUCUCAGUGAGGAGGUUCUCAGGCAUGGGCCUGGAAACAGAGGUAAAGGAAACGAGAAGUUGGUUCUUGGGAACAACGAUUCUGGUGCUUCUGCGAGUGUGCGUACGCGAGCUAGUACCAGGACCCGGAAGUUCAGUUGUGAUGAUAAAGGAAAGGGGAAAAUGGCUGUGGAUGAGGUUUUAUUGCCCCAGAAUUCAAGUGGUGAUGAGAUGGAUUCGGAACCUGUGAUCUUUGAAGAGAAUCAGAGCGUCUCAGGAGCAGCAGCUGAUGCUGAUGUGGAACCGCUUUGGAAGAAAGCGGCAAGAGAGAGAGCUAUUAAGCUGGCCCCAAAAUUUGCAUUCUUCAAAGCAGAUGAAGUUGUACAUAGUGAUGAAGAUGAUGCAGAAGAGUUAGAGCCUGCGGCUGAUGCUCAGGACUGGCCAGGUCCAUAUUCUACUGCAAUGAGGAUCAUGGAUGAUAGAGAUGCUAAAUUGAGAGCCCGGGAGUUGAAUCCGUCGUCUAAACUAGAUAAUGGCGCUGAUAAUGUCAUUUCGUGGACGCCUUUGAAAAACAAGAAAGCUCCGCUGCGACCCGUCCCAUCACUUGCAAGCUUAUGCAUGCAAACUCUGGCAAGCCAUGCUGAAGGUAUUGAAUCUCUUGGAGGCAUACCCGAGGAGUUAAAACAUAAACUUCUCACGGAACUGUGCCGUUCUAGGAAGAUGAAUACCCAUCUUCUUACUGAAAUCUUGUGUGACAAUCCUGUGGCACUGCAGCUUAGUGAGUGUUCGUGGUUGAGUGAGGAUGACUUUGAGACUGUUUUUGGGAAAUGCAUGACUGAAUCCUUAGAGGUUCUGCAGCUUGACUUAUCUGGGCGAUGCAUGCCUGACUAUAUUUUGCCUGCUACCUUGGCAAAGGUUCCUAAUUGCAUGCCAUUAUUAAGAAAAAUAUCUCUGAUGGGAAAUUACCGUCUUUCUGAUAAUGGGUUAGACAAACUCAUCUCAACAGCACCUUCUCUGAGUUCGCUAAAUUUAAGCGAGUGCUCUCUUCUCACAUCAACUGGAAUUGAGAAUCUUGCUAAUACACUGCAAUCCGUAUUGAGAGAACUAUAUAUUAAUGACUGCCUAAAUGUGGAUGCCAUGAUGAUUCUUCCUGCUCUAAAGAAAAUUAAACAUCUGGAGGUUUUAUCAAUGUCUGGCAUACAGUCUGUCUGUGACAAGUUUGUGAAUGAGCUCAUUCCUAUACAUGGCUCUAAUAUAAGGGAGUUAGCAUUUGCUGGUUGCCUGAAACUGACCUCAUCCUCCAUUAAGACUAUUGGGGUGAACUGCCCCCAGUUAUCAUCUUUAGAUAUACGAAACUUGAAUAGGUUGCGUGACUCAGCAAUGAGAUAUCUUCGUGAUGGCUGUCGGCUUAUAAAGAAAUUAAAACUUCAAAAGAGUACAUUCAGUGAUGAAGCACUGUCUCAGUUUUUGGAAGAAUCUGGAGGAUCUUUGAGUGAGUUGAGCCUAAAUAACAUUGAGAAGGUUGGAAACCUUACUGCACGGGCGAUCGUUCUUAAGUGCUCCGUAUGCUUGGAGGUUCUGGAUGUUUCCUUCUGCCGUGGUCUGACCAAUGACGCUUUGGGGCUUAUUGUUGACAGUUGCUCAUCGCUGAGAACUCUCAAGCUAUUUGGGUGUACCCAGAUCACUGAUAUUUUCCUCAAGGGCCACUCAAACUCAUUGGUGAAAAUUAUUGGGACAGAAGGGAGCAUACUGGAGCAAUUGGGUUGUCAUUAGUCCGCCCCAGAAUCAUGCUACAUUUGCCUGACCAGUCAGCGGUCCAGCUUAGGCAGGGAAACUCUUCUAGAUCCUACCUUGCUGAUACCAGUUAGAUUUCUAGAACUUUGUCAGUUUGAUUUCUAGAGCUUCGUCAGUUAGAUUUAUAGCAUUUGGCUAUUAGGUGCAUGGCACUGAUCAUAUGGAUCUUCGUCAGUUAGAUUUAUAGCAUUUGGCUAUUAGGUGCAUGGCACUGAUCAUAUGGAUCUCAUCUAGAACUUCCUUAUAUGAUUCAUGAUGGAAGUGUUAUUUUGGCGAUUAGGUGCAUGACUGAUCAUAUGAUUCAGGACGUAAGUGUUAUCUUGGCUUU